GGCACAGUGUGGAAACGAACACCCUCUAGUGCUGAUGAGCUUGUCUUCCUUCCAGAUCCGCAAAACUCAUGGGCUUUUCACCUUAACAACGCGUCGUCUACUUGGAAGCUCUCGAGCCAGGUCUGUGUGCGUGCGCGAGACUGAUUCGUCUAGUUUAAGCGCGUAAUACAGGCUCGUGUCGACGGCACACAGUGCCAAGAAGAGAAACGCGUGUAACGCAUGAAGAAGGGGAAAGCCCGUUUAUGGAUACUGACUUCUGGAGAACACACUUAGUCUAGUUCAUUAUUUCAGGUGCUGAUAGCCUUACAGCAUUAGGGAUCAGUUAUCUCACAAUCUCUAUCCUAUUUAUGUAAAUUCUGUAAGUUUUUUUAAGUGCCGCCGAUAGUUGUGUGUAAUGGGCUGGCAUAUCUGUCGCUUUGAGUCCGCGUUUUCGCGGUGCGGGCAACGAGGCGGUUGACGCGAAAACCGUUUACAAUAGUUACAUGAAUUUUGUGACUGGAUAUUUUGUCUCGGACUCUUUUCUUUAGAAACUGUCACCGACUUGCGUGCACAACUGGAUAGAAAAAUGACUUAUCAAAGAUUUUUCUUCAUGUUUGCUUUACCCGGAUUGGUUUUGUCGGACCCCGGCCAUUCAAACCAAGUGGUUCUUUUGGACACAACAGCUGUGCUGGGAGAACUAAGCUGGAAGACCUACCCAAUAAAUGGGUGGGAUGCCAUCACGGAGAUGGAUGAGCAUAACCGUCCCAUCCACACCUUCCAGGUGUGCCAUGUAAUGGAACCCAACCAGAACAACUGGCUCCGUACAAACUGGAUACCCCGUCAGGCUGCGCAGAAGAUCUACGUGGAGCUUCGCUUCACCCUGCGGGACUGUAACAGCAUUCCCUGGGUCUCUGGCACUUGUAAGGAAACUUUUAACCUCCACUACUUUGAGAUAGAUGAGCCGCAUGGUGCCAAUGCUCAUUUUAAUCCCAACGACUACGCCAAAAUCGAUACUAUUGCCGCCGACGAAAGUUUCACACAGACAGACCUGGGCGACCGCGUUCUGAGGCUGAAUACCGAAGUGCGGGAAGUGGGUCCAAUAGCUCGUAAGGGUUUCUACUUGGCCUUCCAGGACGUGGGCGCAUGUAUCGCCCUGGUGUCUGUGAGAGUUUAUUACAAAAAGUGCCCAUCUACCCUGAGAAACCUUGCCGCCUUCCCUGACACUGUACCUCGGGUAGAUUCAUCUUCGUUGGUGGAGGUCAGGGGUGCGUGUGUUGAGAAUGCUGAGGAACGGGACACACCUAGGCUGUACUGUGGAGCUGAUGGUGAUUGGCUGGUGCCACUGGGCCGUUGUGUCUGCAGCAUAGGCUAUGAGGAGAGUGACAGUCUCUGUAUUGCCUGCAGACCGGGGUUCUACAAAGCCUUUGCAGGAAACAUCAAAUGUUCAAAGUGUCCCCCACACAGUUCCAGCCACACAGAGGGUUCGUCACAGUGUCACUGCGAAAGGAACUACUACAGAGCCAGCAAGGACCCUCCCACCAUGGCCUGCACACGACUGCCCUCCUCUCCUCGAAACUUGGUUUUUAACAUCAAUGAGACCGCCCUCUUUCUGGAGUGGACUCCGCCCAGCGACACAGGUGGUCGGAAGGAUGUAACCUAUAAUGUCUUCUGUUUCCGAUGUGGAGCCGAUGGCCAGGCCUGUGAGCCAUGCAACAGCAAUGUACGCUUCAUACCCAAAUCCACGGGGCUCACAAGCACCUCUGUGGUGGUCCAGGACUUUGUGGCGCAUGCCAAUUACACGUUCCAAAUCGAGGCUCUUAAUGGAGUGUCAGGUUUGGGAAGAUCUGAGAGACAGCUUGCCAAUAUCACCGUCAGCACAGAGCAGGCUGGUCCAUCUCUGGUUGGCGUGGUGAGAAAAGACUGGGCAUCUCAAACUAGUAUUGCCCUCUCCUGGCAGGAAACUGAGCAACCACAUGCUGCCAUCCUGGACUAUGAGAUAAAAUAUUAUGAAAAGGAACAGGAACAGUUAAGCUACUCCUCUACACGUACAAAGUCUCCAAGCGUGAUAGUGACAGGGCUAAAUCCCUCCACGCUUUACGUGUUCCAUGUGCGCACCCGUACCCUCGCCGGCUACAGCAGUUACAGCCCCAAGUUUGAGUUCGCCACAGGAGAUGAGAACUCUGAGGAGGCAGCUGAUCAGGGCCAGGUGUUGGUGAUUGUUACAGCAACAGUGGGGGGCUUUUCUCUCCUCAUCAUUCUCACCCUCUUCCUUCUCAUCAGUGGCAGGUGUCAGUGGUAUAUAAAAUCUAAGAUAAAGUCAGAAGACAAAAAAAGAACACAGUAUCAAAAUGGACAUGUACCAUUCCCAGGAUCGAAGACUUACAUUGACCCGGACACUUACGAGGACCCCUCACAGGCCGUUCAUGAGUUUGCCAAGGAAAUCGAUCCAUCUCGUAUCCAAAUCGAAAGAGUCAUCGGAGCAGGCGAGUUUGGGGAGGUGUGCAGUGGCCAGCUUCGUAUCCCGGGAAAGAAGGAAAUUCCUGUGGCUAUCAAGACUCUGAAGGGGGGAUACACUGAACGACAGAGACGGGACUUCCUACGAGAGGCGAGCAUCAUGGGACAGUUUGAUAAUCCUAACAUCAUCAGACUGCAGGGUGUGGUUACAAAGAGUCGGCCUGUGAUGAUAGUGGUGGAAUACAUGGAGAAUGGCUCCUUGGACUCUUUUCUGAGGAAGCAUGACGGACACUUCACCGUGAUCCAGCUGGUUGGUAUGCUGCGUGGCAUUGCCUCAGGUAUGAUGUACCUGUCCGACAUCGGCUAUGUCCACCGGGAUCUGGCAGCCCGAAAUAUUCUAGUGGAUGACAACCUGGUGUGUAAGGUGUCGGACUUCGGUCUGUCCAGGGUGCUGGAGGACGACCCGGAGGCAGCUUACACCACCACAGGGGGUAAAAUCCCCAUCCGCUGGACAGCUCCAGAGGCUAUUGCCUACAGAAAGUUUUCCUCAGCCAGUGAUGCUUGGAGCUACGGUAUCGUCAUGUGGGAGGUGAUGUCAUAUGGAGAGCGGCCCUACUGGGAGAUGUCCAACCAAGAUGUAAUUCUGUCUAUUGAGGAGGGCUACAGGCUCCCUGCACCCAUGGGCUGCCCCGUGGCGUUGCACCAGCUCAUGCUUCUCUGCUGGCAGAAGGAACGCAGUCGCCGACCACAGUUUAAUGAUGUUGUCAGCUUCCUGGAUAAGCUGAUCCGCAAUCCCAGCAGCCUGCUCACACUGGUGGAAGAUGUAAAUAGCUUCCCAGUAACCCCUGAGGAUAUGCCAGACUACCCUCUCUUCAUAUCUAUCGGUGACUGGUUGGAUUCGCUCAAAAUGAGUCAAUACAAGAACAACUUCAUAGCAGCAGGGUACACAACCCUGGAUUCCAUAUCCACCAUGAGUAUUGAUGAUGUGAGAAGAAUCGGAGUAUCACUGAUUGGCCACCAGAGGAGGAUAGUGAGCAGCAUACAAGCACUAGGACUGCAGUUCCUCCACGUUCAACAGAGUGGCUUCCAUGUAUGAAAAUCCACAUAUACACAUACACAUACUAUAUAAACAAAUGCUUUUCCCAGCAUCGCUAGACCCCCCAAAACACACGCACACACCCUUCAGUUCCGGACUGACUGUCUGUCAAUUAGAAGUGCUCCACGGCCUCUGUUUCUAUCAAAAUCCAGUGAAGACAUCCAGUUGAAACCCAUACAUAGGAAAGCAGUCGCAAAGACCAUGAAGAAACGCCGUGAAUUGUUUGUCUUGAUGAACUGUGUGUGACAGGAUAAUUGGACCAUUUACCCGAAGGAACCACAGUAAACAACGGAACAAUGACACCUUUCUGUUGUUCUGAAGAUGUCAUCUGUCAAUCAUCCUGCAAGUUCUGUGAUUGACUGGACUCCAAACCUGAGAACUUUGAAUAGCGUAUUUGCUAUUUUAAUGUAUUAAAUAAUGUGUCUUAAGAGAUUUUCCUGGUUUAUUCAUCGAGCCUCUACAGUAAGAGACUAUGGAUCUGUUGAAUGUCUUCAGCUUUAAAUGACUAUUAUACAUUGUUUAUUACAUCUGAUAUUUAUCCUGAUAUUUAUAUGUAUGUGUGACUUUGUUUCUUUUUGGUUGCAUUUUGUUUAGUUCUUUUUCUAAGCAAUAUGUCCAGUCUUUAGAAAACCAAGAAAAGAGCCAAGGUAGGACGUGGAGAGCUUUAUCUUGCUCUUUUGAAGAAAAAAACACCACACAAAACCAUUGACUUCCUCAGGCUGUCAGCAAAGUGGUAAAAGUCUGACCUUUUUCAGAAGACUGUAAGCCGUUUUUUUACUCCUGUGCACCACAGUCAAAUUGAACAAACCUAAACAAAUACACUCAGACCAAGAUUUUAGAACUGCACACAUUUGUUCAGUCUACUUUGGUGUACAGAUUCUGUAGACACCUCUGAUGUUUAAUCAGUUUGCCUUGCGACUAUGAAACUAUUGACAUAUAGUCACUGGAAAAUCCCUGAGGUAAUGUUCUCAUAUAGAGAACAUGACAGUAUAGCACUCUGCAUGUUGGCAAGUAUUUUUCCCAACACAGCAGGCCUACAUACACGCAUAACUUUAAUGGCAACAUACAUAUUUUCAAUCUCUUUCACUUCCACCAGACAUACAAAUGCACAAUACCAGUACCAUGUUCAUUAGCUGAUACAGGCCCCCAUCCUUCGAUUGGCUCUUUGUACCUGAACAUAUAUCUGGGACAUUGAGACCACUUGACAAACUUCAAGUUGCAAUGUGCAAGCAUCAAAAGUGCAAGAGAAGCGAGUGCGUACUUCAAGCUGGGCAAGGGAAAACUCUGGGUAAUCAGGUCAUUAUGUAUUGUGCAUAGUAAACUAAUUGUACAUUAUUUUUUAUUAUUUAUAAAGAGUAAAGAGAGAUAAAGGUGAUAAAGGUUGAAUGUUUGUAAAAAUAAAUGAUAACAGAUAUUUCUGUGUUUUAUUGCAUCACAAUCAAAAAACAAAACAAAACAAAAUUAUUAUAUGGACUGCAAUUUUGCUUUCUAAAUUAUUACAGCACAAAAUCAUGAAGAAGCUACAGCAAAGUUAUGUGGUCGAAAUACUUCCAAAUCACUCCAUUGGUAAAAUAAAAAGCCUU
Carassius gibelio (silver crucian carp) is the source of this 5112-nucleotide messenger RNA. Its product is annotated as ephrin type-A receptor 6-like. The record is from RefSeq and is a predicted model, not a curated record. The transcript is spliced from 17 exons. Lineage: Eukaryota; Metazoa; Chordata; Actinopteri; Cypriniformes; Cyprinidae. Gene Ontology annotation, molecular function: protein binding; ATP binding; transmembrane-ephrin receptor activity. Gene Ontology annotation, biological process: axon guidance; protein phosphorylation; cell surface receptor protein tyrosine kinase signaling pathway. The coding region runs from base 566 to 3529 and encodes 987 amino acids. Gene Ontology annotation, cellular component: plasma membrane; neuron projection.